AAAAUUGUUGAACAGAGCAGGUGGGUCUUAGAAGCCAAAAGCAUCCGUCCUUUGCUGCUCUCCAAAGGAUCACACUCCCAGUAGGCAACUAGUUCAAGCUUCUCUUCUCCUUCUUCGUUUGCAUGAUCCAAUCUUAAAAGUUAAGCCCUAUAAAUCAACUAAACACCAGUUUCCACAACGCCUCUCUCUGUUUUUCUCUUUCUGAUCUGAUCAUGGCCCAUUCGGCAGCAGUCUCGCAGGUUUCUUUUGCUGUUCCUAUUGGGAGCGAUUCCACUCUGCGAAGAUCAGUUCUGAAGCCACACAGUAUAAGAUUCAGUGAUAAAUCAUGGGCCCCUUCAUUAGCUGUGGACUUGAAACCAAGGAAUGCUCAAUUGCAAAGUCGAUACAUAGUAUGCAUGUCAGUGCAACAAGCCAGGAGAUCUAAAGUUGCAGUUUUACCUUCAGAUCUUGAAGAUGCUAAAGAGCCUCCAUUGAAUACAUACAAGCCUAAGGAACCUUACACGGCUACCAUUGUCUCUGUUGAGAGGCUUGUAGGGCCAAAAGCUCCAGGAGAGACCUGCCAUAUUGUGAUUGAUCAUGGUGGAAAUGUUCCUUACUGGGAAGGGCAAAGUUACGGUGUUAUUCCUCCUGGUGAAAACCCAAAGAAGCCAGGUGCACCUCACAACGUACGUCUCUAUUCAAUAGCAUCUAGCAGGUAUGGAGACAAUUUCGAUGGAAAGACAGCUACUUUAUGUGUUCGUCGUGCUCUCUAUUAUGAUCCUGAGACUGGGAAGGAGGAUCCCUCAAAGAGUGGUAUAUGCAGCAAUUUCCUUUGCAACUCAAAGCCUGGGGAUAAAGUUCAAAUCACUGGACCCUCUGGCAAGAUAAUGCUUUUGCCUGAAGAUAACCCUUCUGCAACCCAUAUAAUGAUUGCAACUGGUACUGGCGUGGCUCCUUUCAGAGGCUACCUCCGACGUAUGUUCAUGGAGAAUGUUUCAUUCAAGUUUAGCGGUCUGGCAUGGCUUUUCCUUGGGGUAGCGAACACUGACAGUCUCCUCUAUGACGAUGAAUUUACAAAGUAUCUUCAAGACUACCCAGACCAGUUCCUCUAUGACAAGGCACUUAGCAGAGAACAAAAGAACAAGAGCGGAGGAAAGAUGUAUGUGCAGGAUAAGAUCGAGGAAUACAGCGAUGAAAUCUUCAAACUCUUGGAUGGUGGAGCUCACAUUUACUUCUGCGGGCUCAAGGGAAUGAUGCCUGGGAUUCAAGAUACCCUGAAGAGAGUUGCAGAGCAGAGAGGAGAAAGCUGGGAGCAGAAGCUCUCUCAGCUCAAGAAGAACAAGCAAUGGCAUGUGGAGGUGUAUUGAUUUUGCAUAUUGUUAAUCUGGUUCUCAGGUGGACAACAAGUAGCAGGCCCAUGUGGCAUUUUUCAAUUGUUAUUUGAUCAGCUUUGCAUAAACUAAAGAUUAGCUGUUAAAUUCAUCUGUAUUAUUAAAUAAGAAAAAGAUUCUCUUCAUUAUAACA
Molecule: messenger RNA, 1503 nt
Organism: Manihot esculenta (cassava)
Lineage: Eukaryota; Viridiplantae; Streptophyta; Magnoliopsida; Malpighiales; Euphorbiaceae
Product: ferredoxin--NADP reductase, root-type isozyme, chloroplastic
Exons: 5
Coding region: 213-1346 (377 amino acids)
Molecular function (GO): oxidoreductase activity
Source: RefSeq, a predicted model, not a curated record